Molecule: messenger RNA, 1008 nt
Organism: Tyto alba (common barn owl)
Lineage: Eukaryota; Metazoa; Chordata; Aves; Strigiformes; Tytonidae
Gene: IFT43
Product: intraflagellar transport 43
Exons: 10
Coding region: 293-874 (193 amino acids)
Biological process (GO): intraciliary retrograde transport
Cellular component (GO): cilium; intraciliary transport particle A
Source: RefSeq, a predicted model, not a curated record
AGAGGGAAUUUAAAAAGCGUAUACAGUAAAGAGCUGGAGAAGGCAGAGCGGCAGGCUGCUUUCAACCUGCCCCCGCUGCAUGUGAAAUUGAAAACUGAUAAAAGAGUACUUGCAUGACGUAUGGUGCUGGGAAAUCGCAGCACCGCUGCCGGCCGUUAGCCGGGCCAAGAUUUUAAGAUUGCUAACAGGCUGUUUCUGUGGCUCGCAGGGGGACCCGGCGUUGCAAUGCGUUGCCGGCUGUCUAGCAGGGACACCCAGCCCGCCUUGAGCCAGGCUUUGUGAGGUGCUAAAGAUGGGCCGUCGAGCCCGGCAGGACUUCUUUCCAGAUGAAAAUCUCAACAGGAAGAAUUCCCCGUCUGCUUCUCUUGGAGAGGAUGAAGACCCUGAGGAAAAGGUUGACCAUGGUCCACCACCUAAACCCCCACGCCGGCAAGGAGGCUGGGCAGAUGAUCCUGUGCUGGCAUCUAACAAGUCAGGAAGAAAGCACGCAGAAGAAGUAGAAGACCAUCGUCUCAGACAGCAGAGCCUGGAGGUGUCAGAUGAUGGAGGAGACAUUCCCGUGAUCCCUGACUUGGAGGAAGUCCAGGAGGAAGAUCUGGCCAUGCAAGUAGCAGCUCCCCCCAGUGUGCAGGUGAACCGAGUGCUGACGUACCAUGACCUGGACAAAGAUCUAAUGAAGUACGCUGCCUUUCAGACUUUGGAUGGAGAGGUUGACCUGAAGCUUCUCACCAAAGUUUUGGCUCCAGAGCAUGAACUACGAGAGGAUGAUGUCAGCUGGGAUUGGGACCACCUCUUCACAGAGGUCUCCUCAGAACUUGUGACUGAGUGGGACCUGGGACAGUCUGAGAGAGAGGACCACCUCAGUGUGCCCUAGAGCACUGGCAUGCCAGACAUCUUAUACAUGCAUCCCCUGUAAAUAGUUUAGCACUUUAAUUUUCUAUUCACUUGUUUGUAUUUGAGAAUUUAUUUCCGACAUGAAAAUAAAUAGGACCUUGCUUCAUAGGAAAA